CAGCCCAGAGGCCGCCUUCUGCAAACAUGUCCAUGGACUCCUCCAGCAAGGCCCUGAAGAUCAAGCGCGAGCUGAGCGAGAACACCCCGAACUUGAACCUGGCCCUGUCGGACGAGGCGCUGAUGGGGCUGUCGGUGCGCGAGCUGAACCGGCACCUGCGCGGGCUGUCGUCGGAGGAGGUGGCCCGGCUCAAGCAGCGGCGCCGCACGCUCAAGAACCGGGGCUACGCGGCCAGCUGCCGGGUGAAGCGCGUGUGCCAGAAAGAGGAGCUGCAGAAGCAGAAGGGCGAGCUGGAGCGCGAGGUGGACAAGCUGGCGCGCGAGAACGCCGCCAUGCGCCUGGAGCUCGACGCGCUGCGGGGCAAGUGCGAGGCGCUGCAGGGCUUCGCGCGCUCCGUGGCCGCCGCCCGGGGCCCCGCCACGCUCGUGGCCCCCGCCAGCGUCAUCACCAUCGUCAAGUCGGCCUCGGCCCCGGGGCCCCGCCCCGAGCCCGCCCCCGGUCCCGCCCCCGCCGCCUGCUCCUAG
This is a messenger RNA of Suncus etruscus (white-toothed pygmy shrew), 524 nucleotides long. It is a transcript of the gene MAFF, whose product is annotated as MAF bZIP transcription factor F. Bases 27 to 524 code for a protein of 165 amino acids. The record is from RefSeq and is a predicted model, not a curated record. Gene Ontology annotation, biological process: regulation of transcription by RNA polymerase II; regulation of epidermal cell differentiation. Gene Ontology annotation, molecular function: DNA-binding transcription factor activity, RNA polymerase II-specific; RNA polymerase II cis-regulatory region sequence-specific DNA binding. Lineage: Eukaryota; Metazoa; Chordata; Mammalia; Eulipotyphla; Soricidae. The transcript is spliced from 2 exons. Gene Ontology annotation, cellular component: nucleus.